GGCUACAUAAGUGGAGCUGUGACCCGAUUCCUCAGGUCACAGCCAGUUGAAAUAAUCAGCAAUGACCCAAACUCCUCACAGACAUCUCCAGAUGACAGCAGGCCUCCUGAUCCCCUUGCUCAGGCCGACACUAGUGGAGGGGAUGCUGACCCGCAUCUUUCCCUUGCAAUAGUCUCUCAGCAUCGCUCAUCUCCAACAGUUGCUUUUUGGGAAAACUGUGCCACAGAUGCGAACGUGAGACCAGUUGAAGAGAACAAGUAUUUAAGGAGAGGAAGUGAGAGUAAAGAGAAUGAGGACAACCAGGGUAGGAGAGAGGAACAGGAUGGUCAGGUAGGAAAUGAUGGUGAUGCUGGACUGCCUCUUGGUGCAAAAAUCGACCCAACUGGACAAGGAGGAAUACCUGAGAGUAAUAAUCAUGAGAAUGCUGAGUCAGGAAGUCUCAUGGAUGAUGCUCCACAGAAAGGCUUGAUUGAGGAAAGUAAUGGAGAAUGUGUCACUGAAAGUGAGUCUGUGAGUGUAGCCACUCUGGAUGAUCAUCAAAAAGUGGAUGACACCAUGACAGAAAUCCAAGUGACAGACGAUGAUGGAGAGAAAGAUGAGGAAAUAUUAGAAGCAGAGGGCAGUGAGGUAAAACUAUGCACAAACUCGGGUUUCAGUCCAGAAAGGUUAAUCAAAGAGGAAGCAGGAAUUCAGAGGGGCAAUACAGUUCAAAUAACACAAGAAGAAGCAGAAGAUUGUGAAGCUGUGCUGGAGCUGCUCUCUGAACACAAAAACAAGUCAGAGGAAGAAACAAAAGCCAUUGAAAAUGAGCUUUUAGUCUGUGACAAGUUGUCAGAUAUGUCAAAGGAGGAGCUAAUCAUGACUGAACAAGCACUCAGAGAUGCAAAUGAUCAUGUUGAAAAUCUGAGAGCUCAGGUUGACAUCGCUGAGGCUACAAACUACCCAGCUACAUGUGAGCAGGACAGAUACAGCAAAGCAGUAACAGAAGGCCAACAAGAGGAAAACAUUCUAACUCAGCUAAUCAUAUGCAGUGAAGAAGCUGUGGAGAGUACAGGGCUGCAUACAUCUGAAUUCUCAGAUACAGAAGAGGAUGUGGUGGUCACAGACAUGCAAACCACCACAGAGUUUGAUGUAGAAGAAAUUUCAGAUAAUGAAAACAGUGUUGCAGAUCAAGUUGAAGAGGAGGGGCUCUCCAGUGAAGUUCACAACAAAGGCGACUCUUUGGAAAAAAACACAUCAGUUACAGUAAAUCCCAAAGGCGAGACUGAGGAAAUAGGCAGAGAGUUUAAAAAUAUUCCACUGCCAUUAAUUGAAGGCCAGCUACCUUUAUCACAGGAGCUAAAUCCUCAAGUAUGUGUGGAAACACAAGGGGGAGUUCCUGAACACAACAAUGAACUCGGGCCACAUGAAAACACAACACAAUGGUUCCUGGUGGCAGGAAAUUGUGAGGAAAUCCACAUCACUCAGUUACCAGAAGAGGUGGAGGACCAAGACCAGGAGAGCCUUAAAAACAGCAACACAGGAGCUGACCAUUUACUGGGGAGGCAGAGCUGGGAGGAGAGACGACACGGCACAGAAGAAAGAAACUUCAGCUUUGAUUUAACUGAGGAGAAUCAGGGAGGAAAGGAGCACCUUGCACAGGAAAUUGAGGAGCCAAGUGUUGCAGCAGAAAUUCAGGAGCCAGAAAGUUCAUAUUCUGAGGAGGUCACAUUACUUGAACACUCAAUGAAGACGGAGAUCAAGCACUCAGACAAGGAAUUUGAGACACGUGAUGAAUCAGCAGAAGAGGCUGAUAAGGUGGCAGGAGAUGGCCAAGAUGGGACUGAAGUGGCUGAAUUUAGAAAGGAGGAAGACUCCACAGUAACCGCUGGAGAUGGCAAUGAGCCAAGCAGAAAUGUUGCAGUGGAUGAGGGGGUCCUGAUUACUGAUGGAACUCUAAACUUCUCUGAGGCGCAAAUGGAAAGGAUGACAGAGACAAGCCUCUGUCUGGAGUCAGUGCAUGCCACAUCUAGUCUGCCAGAUAAAAUUACCGAAUGUGAACAGUCAGCUGAGACUGAGGCUAAACUAGUUGAGGAUCACACUGUUCAAAUUCAAGAUGUAGGGAUAGAUAGUGAGGAUUAUGCAUAUAAGGAGGUAGAAGACGAUCAAAUGGACGACAGAAAUGAGGGCAUGCCUGUGCAAACAGCUGGAGAAGCAGCCAAGUUUAUCACUGGUGGGAUCGAAUUAUCUAAACACUCUGAGACACAAGAAACAACGAAUCAAUGCCCAGACAGAGCUUUUGAGAUCACGACAGAGAUAAAGAUGAGUACAGAUGAUUAUGUGGCGAAUAUAAAAGAUUCUCCUGUGAUAUCAGCAGAGGAAAGUGGAAAGCGUAGGACUCAAUCAGUAGAAAGUUACGCAGAAGACACAAGCAGCUCAACGAGAGAACGUCUGGAUGUGAUUGAUGAAGACAUCCUUGACCUGUGGAUAGAAACAGCUAUGUCAGAUGACACUCGGGAAGUGGAACAACAAGAGGGGUCUGAGCCAGAACCGGAGAAGGACACAACAGUAGACCUGUUGAAGAAAGAAGCAGGACAAGUAUCGCAAGAGGAUACGCUCAUGGAGUCCAACUCAGGAGAAUCUGAGCUAGUAAGUGAUGGGGAAACAUCUUCAUUGGCUUUAGAGUCUGGAUACAUGGAGCAGUCUUUCAGUGAGGCUGACCUUUUGAAAUCAACAAGCUGUGGCUCACUUGAUGGCAUGCAUGACAUGGUAACUAUGUCAGAACCAGCCACUUUUUCUGCAUUUUCUGCACCAAACUCCAAAUCUCAGGAGGCUCCAAUGGAGGUGACGGCUGAAACGGUUCAUUCUCAUUUUAGAGAAAAGGGAGAAAUCAGUCAAAGCAAACCUUACCCUGAUUCAGGUCUUUCAUCACCACAAGCCAGUCAUUUAAAUCAAGAAUUUGAUCAUUAUCAAUUCAAACCAAAUGAUGAAUCAGAACAGACAAAGACAGUGAUAACAGCCUGGAAGGGCACUGAGGGAGCAGAUGAUGGGAGACUGGUAAAAUCAAGUCCUCUUUUCCAAUUCAGGCAAACCAAAGAUGAUGAUGAGUCUAUUGAAAUAAUCAUCUCCAGCUCCUCAGAUGAAAUCAAACUCAUUGAAUCAGAACGUUCUACAGCUAACUCAGAGGGCAAAGGUGUGAAUUCUGAUGCUUUUUCAUUGCAGGUGGGCAGCCCUGUGCUGGACUUCACAAUGCAAAAGUCGCGCAUUGCUGUUAAAAGCCCUCAUGUCCGGCCACCCACAAAUCCCCGCUCCCUUCUACAAAAGCCCUCAAUGGAUCCCACACCCUCAUCACAUGUGCCAGCCAAAGGGCCUGCAGGUGUUCCGUUAGGAGGCUUAGGGAUUGGAAUAAAACUGCCUGGACUCGGUGCAGGUUUUCCUGUUUUAAAGAAAACACAGAGGCUUGUGAGAGGUGAAGAUAGCAACCAAACCCAUUCACAGGUUUACUUACUUCUCCAUCCAUCGCCUUAA
Messenger RNA from Menidia menidia (Atlantic silverside), 3507 nucleotides. Lineage: Eukaryota; Metazoa; Chordata; Actinopteri; Atheriniformes; Atherinopsidae. The record is from the annotation of a GenBank genome assembly.